Molecule: messenger RNA, 1200 nt
Organism: Rotaria socialis
Lineage: Eukaryota; Metazoa; Rotifera; Eurotatoria; Philodinida; Philodinidae
Source: the annotation of a GenBank genome assembly
AUGCAAUCUCAGCUUUCACAUCGUAGUUCAACUGGAGACCCAUGUCGUGUUUGUGGUUUCGAAAAAAACACUGGUCGAAAUUUUGGUGUAAUUACUUGUUCAACAUGUAAAGCUUUUUUCCGACGAAACGGUCGAACUGGUUCAGCUUUACCAUCUUGUCGUUUCGGUAGUCAAUGUCCGGUCAAUGAACGUACUAGACGACAAUGUCCAACAUGUCGUUUAGCAAAAUGUUUUGCUGUUGGAAUGCAAAAGGAUUUAAUUCGAACCGAUGAAGAACGUGCUUCUCGGUUGCAACUUGUUAAAGCAAAUCGUUUACAACGACAAGAAAAACUUUUAGCCGUAUCGUUAUCAGCACAAACAACCCCAUUGCAAAAACCUCAUCGACGUGUACCACAUGAGACGCCGAGAAUGAAUUUUAAUCAAAUUAAUAAAAUUUCAACGCCAUUAUCAUCAAAUGAUUGGAUACAGUUAACAAAUAUUCGCAGCGCUUAUGAACAUUAUUGUUUACACCCAAUAUUGCAAGCAGAAGAACAGCGCGAAGAAUAUUUAAGUGGACAACCUUUAAAAUGUCGUUUGAAAGAACAUACAUUUAUGAAUGUACUUACUGUACGUCUUACAUCAUUAGUGUCAUUUUUUCGUGCAACAAUUCCGUUUUUCUCAAUGGAUCUAAACAGUAAUGAUCGUGCAUGGCUAGUACGUACAAAUUUACAUUAUCUUUUAUUAUUUUCAUCAAUGGAUUUAAUGAGUGUAAAUGGCAAUCAAACUCAUUUUGAUUCCAAGAGAUCCUGUCAUGCUGCUUAUCUAUAUGUUUACGGACAAGAUUUAUUACUACGUGCUGAAUAUUUAAUACAAAAAUUAAAACAUUUAAUUGACUUUGAUCCUGCCAUAAGUAAAAUUGUUCAAAUUAUUCUAUUUCUAUCCCCAAGUUUAUUGACAAAUUAUGAUGCAAAUUAUUAUUAUCAACCAUCGGAAAAAACCAUAUCUGAUAUUGUGCAAGCUCAAGAACAAUAUAUUAAUAUCCUAUGGUCUUAUUUAAUAUAUCGUCAUGGACACGAGAACGGCCAAAAAUUACUAAUGGCUAUUAUGGGACAAGUUCUCGAGCAUCAAAAUUUUGGAGCUGAUGUAGAUAAAUCUUUGCUAGAACGACAACCAUUUGGUGAUCUUGUUUAUUCAAUGUUAAUGUCAUUUUCGCGCAAUUGA